This is a messenger RNA of Sesamum indicum (sesame), 1933 nucleotides long. RefSeq names its product hydroxymethylglutaryl-CoA synthase. Gene Ontology annotation, biological process: acetyl-CoA metabolic process. NCBI's taxonomy places the organism in Eukaryota, Viridiplantae, Streptophyta, Magnoliopsida, Lamiales, Pedaliaceae. Gene Ontology annotation, molecular function: hydroxymethylglutaryl-CoA synthase activity. The record is from RefSeq and is a predicted model, not a curated record.
UAUGGAUGGAAACAAAAAAAACGAGGAAAUGAUUCUUUCUUUUCUCCCUAUAAAUAAACCAACUCCAACGGCAUAAGGAGGACAUCCAGCCAGCCAAUUUUUCCCAUACUCUCUCUGUUUUUUUGCUUCAAUCGCACCUCGCUUCUAAGAAUUUCUUCAAUUUUUUUCCUGGUUUGCGGAGAUUAAAGGGAGAGAGCCUGGUUUGAGGUUUGAGAAGAGAACUCUGUUUCUCGAUCGAUCUCCCUUUCCAGCAUUUCUUGGAGUGAAGUGGAGGUGAAAGAAGAAAGUAGGAAGAGAAGAGAAGAGAUGGCUUCUUCACAACCCAAGAAUGUGGGGAUUCUCGCAAUGGAAAUCUACUUCCCUCCCACUUGUAUUCAGCAGGAAGUGUUGGAGGCACAUGAUGGAGCAAGCAAAGGGAAGUACACAAUUGGGCUGGGCCAAGACUGCAUGGCCUUCUGUACUGAGGUUGAAGAUGUCAUUUCCAUGAGUAUGACAGCUGUCACUUCGCUUCUUGAGAAGUAUGGGGUUGAUCCCAAACAGAUUGGUCGUCUGGAAGUUGGAAGCGAAACUGUACUUGAUAAGAGCAAAUCCAUUAAGACAUUCUUGAUGCCAAUCUUUGAGAAACAUGGAAAUACCGACAUAGAAGGUGUUGACUCAACCAAUGCGUGCUAUGGAGGUACUGCUGCACUAUUUAACUGUGUCAAUUGGGUGGAAAGUAGUUCAUGGGAUGGACGAUAUGGGCUCGUUGUCUGCACCGACAGUGCGGUCUAUGCCGAAGGACCAGCUAGGCCUACUGGGGGAGCUGCAGCUGUUGCUAUGCUAAUAGGGCCAAAUGCUCCUAUUGCUUUCGAAAGCAAGCUCAGGAGCAGUCACAUGGCUCACGUUUAUGAUUUUUACAAGCCUGAUCUUGCCAGUGAAUAUCCAGUUGUUGAUGGCAAGCUUUCUCAGACUUGUUACCUCAUGGCACUCGAUUCUUGUUACAAAAGCCUAUGUCACAAGUAUGAGAAGCUAGAAGGAAAGCAGUUUUCAGUUGCUGAUGCUGACUACUUCGUAUUUCAUUCUCCAUACAACAAGCUUGUACAGAAAAGCUUCUCAAGACUCUUAUUCAAUGACUUUUUGAGCGGUGCUAGCUCCAUUGAUGAGGCUGCUAAAGAAAAGUUGGCUCCUUUUUCAUCACUAACCAUCGAUGAGAGCUACCAAAGUCGCGACCUUGAGAAGGCAUCCCAACAAGUUGCGAAGCCACUAUAUGAUGCAAAGGUGCAGCCAUCUACCCUGAUACCAAAACAAGUCGGGAACAUGUACACCGCCUCACUCUACGCUGCAUUUGCAUCCCUUCUUCACAAUAAAAACAGCACUUUGGCUGGACAGAGGGUGAUAUUGUUUUCGUAUGGAAGUGGUUUGACAGCCACCAUGUUUUCUCUUCGUCUAAACGAGGGUCAGCAUCCUUUUAGCCUGUCGAACAUUGCAACCAUAAUGAAUGUUUCCGAGAAGUUGAAGUCAAGGCAUGAGUUCCCUCCAGAAAAAUUCAUCGAAACAAUGAAGCUGAUGGAGCAUAGGUAUGGAGGAAAGGACUUCGUGACAAGCAAGGACUGUAGUCUUCUAGCAGCCGGCACAUACUAUCUAACCGAAGUGGAUUCCAAGUACCGAAGAUUCUAUGCCAAGAAGGGUAAUGAGAACGGUACUCUCGCAAAUGGUCAUUGAAGUUGGUCUCCACCAUGACAGUGCUGUGAAAAUAACUAUGUUUUUCAUUGUCUAGCAUAAGCUUCAAGUUCUUUCCGGCGGAUAAUUCUUGUCUGCAGUCUGUAAGAAUUUCUCAUUUUGGUUUUCUGUAUGUCGAACAGAAGAAUGUUGUAAAAGAAAUCAUGGCUGCAUAGCCCUUUAUCCUAAAUCGUAAUGAAAUUGUUGAGCAUCUCGGCCCGACAAAGUCCCACAA